GCAGAAUAGAGCCUGCUAGAACCGUUAAGGGAACGCAUGAUCGGUUUGGUGUUGAAAAUGGAAAAUUUACAUACAUACAGAAGAUCGGAACUUCGAUUGCAGAGUUAUACUGUUUUGAACAGAUAUCCACACCAAUAUUGGAAUUUUCGCAAGUAUUUGAACGAACUCUGGGUAGUGAGUCAGAUAUUGUUGGAAAAGAAUUGUACAGUUUUAUCGAUCAUGAUGAUAAAUUGACGUUGAGACCUGAGGGAACGGCAGGUAUUGUCAGAGCAUUAAUUAACAACAAUAUGGAUCGUGAUCUACCCAAAAAGUUUUACUACCAUGGACCCAUGUUUCGUCGUGAACGACCUCAAAAAGGAAGGUUAAGGCAGUUUGAGCAAUUUGGCGUUGAAAUGUUUGGCUAUGAAAAUCCAACUUCUGAUAUUGAGAUAAUUGAAAUGGCUUGGGCAUUCUUAAAUAAAAUAGAUACUGGUACACCGUUUGAGCUAGAAAUUAAUUCAUUGGCUGAUAUGGAAUCUCGUACGCGUUAUUGCGAGGUUGUAAGAGAUUAUCUGCGCAAGAAUGCAUCACGUCUUUCUUCGGAUAGUGUAAAGAGAAUAUCAACGAAUCCCUUGCGUGUUCUAGAUUCAAAAAACCCGGAAGACAUUCCAAUCAUUCAAAAUUGUCCAUCAAUCACAGAAUUUUAUAAUACGACAUCUGCCGAAAGAUUUGAUGCUGUGUGUCAAGGACUUCAAAAAUUAGAAAUACCUUAUAAAGUUAAUCCUCGAAUGGUUAGAGGAUUAGAUUAUUAUGAAGAUACUAUAUUUGAAUUCAAAUGUAUAGACUCUAGACUCGGUGUUUCACAAGGAACUGUGCUUGCUGGUGGAAGAUAUGAUAGUCUUGUUCAAUUAAUGGGUGGAAAAGAAAAAGUUCCAGGAAUAGGAUGGGCUGCAGGAGUAAACAGGCUAGCCGCAAUAUUACGUGAUGAUAUUAUGAUUCCACAGGAAAGGCCAAUUGCAGUUGUCAUUAUUCAAGAUCGAGAUAAGACUAUUUUAUCAACAGACAAUUGUAGAACAAGUAAUGAUAUGAUUCUUUAUAACUAUGGUCUUAAAAUUUCUAGUGUGUUACGUUCGCAUAAUAUUAAAACAUUUUUUUAUCAUAUAUCGAAUAUACAUAAACAAUCACUGAAAACUAUAUUGGCAAACGUUGUAAAAACAAAUGCUUCUCACGCAAUAUUGGUAGGAGAAAAUGAAAUUAUGAAUGAUAAAGUGACAUUAAAAGAUUUAGAUUUAAAAAUUCAAAAUGAAUAUAAAUUAGAAGAUAUCGUACAAGUUUUAAAAUCUAGAAAGAAUAACUAA
Dentiscutata erythropus is the source of this 1337-nucleotide messenger RNA. NCBI's taxonomy places the organism in Eukaryota, Fungi, Glomeromycota, Glomeromycetes, Diversisporales, Gigasporaceae. The record is from the annotation of a GenBank genome assembly.